UCUCAACUCUUGCCGUCAGCUGUUGCUGUUGGGUUGGGUAAUGUUACGCUUCAUCAUCAACAGAUACUGCGACUGCCCGGCCCUAUGCGAAAGCGAAACGCUUCUACCCCCAAGGCCAGUCGUGUUGGAGGUACUUAGUGGUAAAGUAUAGUUGGUCUGAUGGUAACUCUGGCGAGCAUUGUUUUGCAUUAUAGUUAUGCUGGGAACUAAGAACUCUAAUUAGAUUCCUAUACACCUAGUGAUAAUCCUUGCUAGUCUAAACACUGAAGAUACUGCAACAUUACAUUGGAUGAAUUUGUAGCAAUUUGAAUUUGUCUCCUUAUUAAUUAAUCAUGAAAAACACCUACAUAAUUUCUAGUCAGCUCUCACUGCUUAAGAGAUUUUUAAAACCAUUUGACAAUGUGAGGAAGUCUUUGCAUUUAUCAAUAAAUGACUUAAGCAAGCGAGAGAGAGAGGCAAAAAUUACUGAUCCACUCACCGAUUCCUUUGGUCGCUAUCACAACUAUUUAAGAAUAUCUUUAACAGAGCGGUGUAAUUUAAGAUGCACAUAUUGCAUGCCAGGAGAUGGAGUUUCCCUAACACCUAGAGAAAAUUUACUGACUACUGAUGAAAUUGUACACUUGGCAAGGCUAUUUGUCAAGCAAGGCGUUGAUAAAAUCCGAUUGACUGGGGGAGAACCUACAGUAAGAAAAGACGUGACAGAAAUUGUUGGCAGAUUAAAUGAGUUGGAUGGGCUCAGAACCAUAGCGAUGACAACCAAUGGACUGACACUAACACGUCAGCUUGUCAACUUGCAAAAAGCUGGUUUAAAUCUUUUGAACAUCAGUCUUGAUACACUGCAACCAGCCCGUUACGAGCAAGUCACUCGUCGCAAGGGAUGGGAGAGAGUGAUUGCAGGAAUUGACCUUGCUAUUCAACUGGGAUUUGAGCCAGUAAAGGUGAAUUGUGUUGUUAUGCGGGGCUUUAACGAUGAUGAAAUCUCUGACUUUGCUCGUUUCACUUUGGAUCGGAAAGUAGAUGUCAGAUUCAUUGAGUACAUGCCAUUCACUGGCAAUGGUUGGAAUGAUAAUUGCAUGGUACCCUUCAAAGAAAUGUUAUCUGUAUUGAGUAAAGAAUUUCCAGGGAUAGAGGCACUUGAGAAUGAACCAAAUGAUACAUCUAAGGCGUUCAAAAUACCUGGGGCACAAGGAAAACUUGGAUUUAUAACAUCUAUGAGUAAAAACUUUUGCGGUACUUGCAAUAGAAUCAGAUUAACAGCAGAUGGCAACUUAAAAGUUUGCCUCUUUGGAAAUGCUGAAAUAUCCUUGAGGGAUGCCUUAAGAAAUAAUUGUAGUGAGGAGGACUUACUUACAAUGGUGGGACUGGCACUUCAACGGAAAAAGAAGCAGCAUGCUGCUACCUCUUGGAUUAUGCAUGGUGGAAUGCACAAAUACAAGAUUUUGGGGACACCAAAACCUUUUGUUCCUGCAAUUCAACAAGAGACUGUUUCCACUAGGUGGUUUAGUACUACCAACUCCUCUUCAAGUCUUAAUGAAGAUGAUAAAUUUAGUAAAGAAGAUAAAGCUGUAUUAACUCAUGUUGAUCAUUCUGGAAAGGCAAACAUGGUCAAUGUAAGUCAUAAAAGCACGUCUAAAAGAUCAGCAACUGCAUGUGGGAGAAUAUUUGUUGGAGCAAAAGUAUGUGAACUAAUUCGAAACAACAACAUGAAGAAGGGGGAUGUCCUCACUGUUGCCAGAAUCGCUGGCAUCCAGGGUGCAAAGAAGACUUCUGAAGUUAUUCCUUUGUGCCACAAUAUUUUUAUAUCUUCCAUUAAGGUUAACGCUGAUAUUGAUGAUGAGACAAACAGUGUCUUCAUUACUGCAACCGUUGAGUCAGAGGGAAGAACGGGGGUAGAAAUGGAAGCAUUGACAUCUGUAUCAAUUGCAGCACUUACUAUUUAUGAUAUGUGUAAGGCUGUCACACAUGACAUGUUGAUAUAUGAUAUCAAAUUGAUGGAGAAAACAGGUGGAACAAGGGGGGAUUUCAGAAGAAAAAGUUCUGAUACUACCCAAUAACAACCUGUUCCCCAGUCAUAAUUUUGUUUAAAGACUAUUAUUACAAAAUAUAAAUUGUAUUAUGAAAUGCAUGACAUUUGUACAAUAUGAUGUUGAUGUUAUCAUUCCAAAACCUUACUUAACUUAACUGUGAUGUAAUGAUUAGGUUUAUUAUUUUUAUCAAAACCUAAUUUUUUAUUUUGAUAGAUUUUACAAUUGUUUGUGUUUUUCUAAUAAAGGUUUAAAAAAAAUA
Messenger RNA from Frankliniella occidentalis (western flower thrips), 2286 nucleotides. It is a transcript of the gene Mocs1, whose product is annotated as molybdenum cofactor biosynthesis protein 1. Gene Ontology annotation, biological process: Mo-molybdopterin cofactor biosynthetic process. The coding region runs from base 333 to 2054 and encodes 573 amino acids. The transcript is spliced from 8 exons. Gene Ontology annotation, molecular function: GTP 3',8'-cyclase activity; 4 iron, 4 sulfur cluster binding; cyclic pyranopterin monophosphate synthase activity. The record is from RefSeq and is a predicted model, not a curated record. NCBI's taxonomy places the organism in Eukaryota, Metazoa, Arthropoda, Insecta, Thysanoptera, Thripidae.